AAAAAAUCCAAUAUUCCACUUCCUUCUAAAAUUUGCACCUCUCUGUUGGAAUUGGCGCAUCGUUGAGUGUUUACCUUCCCAGACAUUCUCCAUCCCAAACCCUUCUUGGGUUUUCUUCUUCAUCCACCAUGCUAGAUUCUCAAAUUCCUUCAUACAAAACCAUAAUCAAAUGCAUUAUACGGACUAGCACUUUGUAAUCAUGCAUUGGUGGCGAGGCAUGAAAUCACAUGCGGACGACAGCCUGGUCGAUGGCGGGGGCGGGAGAUCCCCGUUGAAAACGAGCUUGUUUUUGCGGCAUAACCGUGCUGGAAAGCUGCAGAAUUUGAAUGAUAAUGAUGAGAAUUCUCCGGCAAGGUCUUCAUUCGUACCAAUGGUAGCAGCUCAGCCGAGCCCUCAGCCUCAGCCUCAGCCGCAGCCGCAGCCACUGCCUCUGCCUGAAUUUCGAGAUUUUAUAGAGCGCGACGCAAAAUUUGAUUCCUCUCAUCAAUCCUAUAAUGUGCCCUUACCAUCGCCUAAGGAAGCAUAUAAUAUUGUUCAUGGAGGAGAUUAUGAAAAAAGGAAUGGAGAAAGAGAAAGAGAAGAGAAAGAGAGAGCGCCAGUCAAUUGAAUGCCUACACUAUUGAUGGACUCAACGUGCCUCAGAGCAGAUUAGCAGGCAAACAUGUUAGAAGGAAUUCAGAAAAUUGCGAAUCAUGGUCGUCUAACAAAUCAACUAUGACGCAAAAUGGCAUGGAAAUGUCCUCUGAUAUCUACAAAAUUAGUUUUCCUAUUAGUGCUCCAACCAGUCCUUAUUCGUAUCCUCAUCUGAGCCCUCCAAGAAGCUCAGGUGAUUUCUUGGUAACUCAUUACACCACUCCCCCAGGUUCUUUCCAAGUUUGGUCUGCACCAGAGAUGCCUCGUUUAGAUACACAUCUCGGUACAACGUUAUCAUAUCAAUUGCCUCCUGAGAGAACUUCAUCAAAUGUUGUUAAUUCUCCUCUCCACAGUCUAUCUUACAAGCUAGCAAUAAGCCCUAAUAAGCCUGCAACACCAUUGUAUAACAAAAUAUCACCAGAGACAUCAUCGGCAUGGCGUGAAAGUAAUGCUCAGGCUAAUUUACAUCCCUUGCCUCUUCCUCCAGGAGGGACUCCUAGUUUUCCUGUUGCAGCUAAACCUGAAUUUCAUGAAACUUCCAUUCCUUCAUAUCCCAUUCCAGUCUCCCCACUCACAGCUAAACCUGAGUUUCAUGUAACUUCCAUGCCUUCACAAACUGCUUCAAUUCCCCCUGUGGCAGCUAUACCUGAAUCUUCGGGAGCUUCCAUGCCUUCACAUCCCACUCCAAUGUUCCCACUCACAGCUAAACCUGAAUUUUCAGCAGCUGCCAUGCCUUUGCAGCCUACUUCAAUUUCCUCGGUCUCAGCUAAACCUGAAUUGACACUGAUUAAAGGGCAAUGGCAAAAAGGAAAGCUUAUUGGGCGCGGGACAUUUGGGAGUGUGUAUAUGGCUUCCAACAGAGUAACUGGAGCCUUGUGUGCCAUGAAAGAAGUUGAAAUUUUACCAGAUGAUCCAAAAUCUGCAGAGUGUGUAAGGCAGUUGGAACAGGAAAUUAAAGUACUCAGUCGUCUAAAGCAUCAGAAUAUUGUACAGUAUUAUGGUAGUGAAAUAGUUGGUGACAGGUUUUACAUAUACCUGGAAUAUGUCCAUCCUGGUUCAAUCAAUAAAUUUAUCCAUAACCAUUGUGGAGCAAUUACAGAAUCUGUUGUACGCAAUUUUACUCGUCAUAUUCUCUGUGGAUUGGCUUAUUUGCACAGUACAAAAACCAUACACAGGGACAUCAAAGGUGCUAAUUUGCUUGUUGAUGCAUAUGGAAUCGUCAAGGUCACUGACUUUGGAAUGGCAAAACACCUGACUGGAUACGCAUCUAAUCUUUCAUUAAAGGGGAGUCCAUAUUGGAUGGCUCCUGAGCUCUUGCAGUCUGAGAUGCAGGUAGACGCUAGUUCUGAUCUUGCUUUAGCAGUUGAUAUAUGGAGUCUAGGCUGUACUAUAAUCGAAAUGUUCAGUGGAAAGCCUCCUUGGAGCGAAUAUGAAGGGGUUGCAGCAUUAUUCAAGGUUCUUAAAGACACUCCACCUAUACCUGAAAUGCUGUCAGCUGAUGGCAAGGAUUUCUUGCAUCGUUGCUUUCACAGAAAGCCAGCCGACAGGCCAACAGCAAGAAUGUUACUUGAACAUCCAUUCGUGAAAUACUCACAUCAGCCGGAUGCUCUGUCCUGCAAUGAGGGCAAUACACAAUGCCAUAGGGACUAGCCGAGUUAUGAAUUUGAACAAGUGCCAGUGUCUUCCGACGCACAGAUCUUGAAGGGGAAACUAGCCAUCAACUUCAGCUUCAUGUUUGAUUCUCUCUCCAGUGAGAUUGGCCAACGAGGCCAUCACAAAAGGUUCAAUUUUGCAGAGGUCCCCCUUCAUUCUCCUAGCUCAACUCUUGAAGCCCUAUCCGGUUUAUCCCUGCUGCACUAGUGCCAUUGCCCUGAUUGUCCCAGUUGUCAUCCAAAUAUUUCUAGUUCCGUGAAACACAGUGCUAGUAAGAAAUGCAAACACAAGGGAACUGCCACUUGUUUUGUGGUGUGUUUUGUCCUCUAAGAGCUCAACUCAACGUGUUUCUCUAGAGAUCGACUCAUGAUCGUGUCUCAGGUUUCCU
Olea europaea var. sylvestris is the source of this 2674-nucleotide messenger RNA. RefSeq names its product mitogen-activated protein kinase kinase kinase 5-like. Bases 715 to 2283 code for a protein of 522 amino acids. Gene Ontology annotation, biological process: protein phosphorylation. Lineage: Eukaryota; Viridiplantae; Streptophyta; Magnoliopsida; Lamiales; Oleaceae. The transcript has 12 exons. The record is from RefSeq and is a predicted model, not a curated record. Gene Ontology annotation, molecular function: ATP binding; protein kinase activity.